AUGAGUUCUUACUUCGUCAAUUCCCUCUUCACUAAAUUUAAAGCGGGUGAUUCUCUGCGCUCCAACUACUAUGAGAGCUCAGGGUAUGCGCAGGAUCUUGGAGGCAGACCAUCUGUGCUGUACGGUCACAAUACAGGAUCUUCUUUUCACCAUACGGCUCAGUUCCCGGAACUCUACCACCACGGUACAUCAUCCUUCUCCCAGCAGAACCCGUGCGCAGGACCGUACCCUGGAGAAGCCACGGGAAACAUCUCAGUGCAGGACACUUUACAGAGACAGUAUUACUUUUGCGCAGCAGAUGCGGAUUUUGCGCAAUUUGGGGAUAGUAGUUUAAAGGUAAACAGUCUCAGGGAUGACUUCGAAAGUGCGGAGCCGUGUACAGCGCAGCUCUACCCAUGGAUGAGACCACAAGCUACCGGCCGGAGAAGGGGACGACAGACCUACAGCCGCUACCAGACGCUGGAACUGGAGAAGGAGUUUCUGUUCAAUCCCUACCUGACCCGCAAGCGGCGCGUCGAAGUGUCUCAUGCGUUGGCCCUCACCGAGAGACAGGUGAAGAUUUGGUUCCAGAACAGGCGCAUGAAGUGGAAAAAAGAACACAACAAAGACAAGUUUCCAAGCUGCAAAGCGGAACAAGAGGAAAUAGAGAGACAAGAGCAAGAGGACAGCCGGGUAUCAGAGAAAAACACAUCAGAAGAAGAGGACUCCUCCGAGAAAGCUUAA
Molecule: messenger RNA, 723 nt
Organism: Xyrauchen texanus (razorback sucker)
Lineage: Eukaryota; Metazoa; Chordata; Actinopteri; Cypriniformes; Catostomidae
Gene: hoxb8b
Product: homeobox B8b
Exons: 2
Coding region: 1-723 (240 amino acids)
Biological process (GO): regulation of transcription by RNA polymerase II
Cellular component (GO): nucleus
Molecular function (GO): DNA-binding transcription factor activity, RNA polymerase II-specific; RNA polymerase II transcription regulatory region sequence-specific DNA binding
Source: RefSeq, a predicted model, not a curated record